CAUAAUACACAAAAUCUGCUAUCUAUUCUCCUGCUUCCUACUUAUGUGGUCACCAUAACUGGAAACCUUCUCAUUGUUGCAUUGGUGGCGAUUACUCUCCAGCUUCAGUCUCCCAUGUACUUUUUUCUCUCCCACCUCUCUGUGUGUGACAUCCUGAUCAGCACAAAUGUGACUCCAAAAACACUUCAAGUCCUUCUUACAGGGAGACAUCUCCUCUCGUUUUCCUCAUGUCACACACAGUUGUACUUUUUCGGGGCCUUUACUGGAACGGAAUGUUGCCUGUUGUCUGUAAUGUCUUAUGAUAGAUAUUUAGCUAUCUGUGACCCUCUACACUACUCGUUUAUUAUGAAACGCCAUCUUCCUCAGUUCUUGGCUACACUAUGCUGGUUGGUUGGAUUUUUUGUCUCUAUGAUCAUAGAGUCUUUCGUAGUUGCAUUGGACUAUUGUGGUCCAAAUGUUAUAGACCACUUUUUCUGUGACCUUACUCGUCUUCUAGAACUUUCCUGCUCUGACACCAAAAUGACUGACAUUUGUGUCACUAUCAUAGUCUCUAUAAUUGGAAUUUUUCAAGUAGUCUUUGUCAUUGUCACUUAUAUUUGUAUUUUUACCUCCAUCCUUCAGAUUUCUUCCAUCACUGGCCGCCAGAAGAUCUUCUCAACCUGUAGCUCUCAUUUGGCGGUGGUUUCUACUUAUUACGGGACGCUCAUUGCACUUUAUGUGGCACCAUCAAGUGGGCACUUUCAAACCCUUAAUAAAGUUUUAUCUCUUCUAAACACAAUCAUAACUCCUUUAUUAAACCCAAUUAUUUACAGCCUGCGAAAUAAAGAAAUACGAUCUGCCUUUAGCAAAAAUGUUCUAAGGAGAUUAAAAAGGUAA
This is a messenger RNA of Rana temporaria (common frog), 876 nucleotides long. Its product is annotated as olfactory receptor 154-like. Gene Ontology annotation, cellular component: membrane. Gene Ontology annotation, molecular function: olfactory receptor activity; G protein-coupled receptor activity. The coding region runs from base 115 to 876 and encodes 253 amino acids. Gene Ontology annotation, biological process: G protein-coupled receptor signaling pathway. The transcript has a single exon. NCBI's taxonomy places the organism in Eukaryota, Metazoa, Chordata, Amphibia, Anura, Ranidae. The record is from RefSeq and is a predicted model, not a curated record.